This is a messenger RNA of Ochotona curzoniae (black-lipped pika), 652 nucleotides long. RefSeq names its product IZUMO family member 4 (gene IZUMO4). Lineage: Eukaryota; Metazoa; Chordata; Mammalia; Lagomorpha; Ochotonidae. Gene Ontology annotation, cellular component: nucleus. The transcript has 7 exons. The coding region runs from base 4 to 540 and encodes 178 amino acids. The record is from RefSeq and is a predicted model, not a curated record.
GCCAUGGCCUUGCUGCUGUGGCUGGGCCUGACGGCGGGGCUGGCCCGCGGCUGCCUGCACUGCCACGGCAACUUCUCGGACAAGUUCUCCUUCUACCGCAACCACGUGAACCUCAAGUCUUGGUGGGUGGGUGACAUCCCCGUGUCGGGGAGGCUGCUCACGGAAUGGAGCCAGGACACGAUGAAGGAGCUGCACCUGGCCAUCCCCGCCGAAAUCACGCGGGAGAAGCUGGAUGACGUGGCUAGAACCGUGUACCAAAAAAUGGAUCAACUGUUCCAGGGGAAGAUGUAUUCCCCAGGUUAUUUCCCUAACCAGCUGAGGACCAUCUUUCGGGAACAGGUGCGCCAGCUGCAAAACGUCAUCAUCCAGAGCCGCAUAGACUGCCAGCGACACUGUGGCAUCUUCCAGUAUGACACGAUCUCCUGCGGCAACUGCACAGACUCGCAUGUCGUCUGCUUCGGCUACAACUGCGAGUCCUCAGCACAGUGGCAGGCAGCCGUGAAGGGCCUCCUGCUGUACAUAAAUAAGUGGCACAAGUAAGUUGUCCUCACACUCAGCGUGCACGCGCGUGCGUGUGCAUGCGUGAGCACCCCGGUGGUGAGUAGGUGUGGGCAGUAGGGGCCUCACCCUGGUGAAUGGGGGCGGUGAAUGA